This is a messenger RNA of Rattus norvegicus (Norway rat), 1855 nucleotides long. The record is from RefSeq and is a predicted model, not a curated record. Lineage: Eukaryota; Metazoa; Chordata; Mammalia; Rodentia; Muridae.
GGGGAGGGGGAGUCUCGGGGCUCCGCCUUGGGAAGGCCCGUGCGGGAUUCAAAGUCUGCGGGCGUUGGACACUCCGCUCCUGUUUCAGGACCUGUUAAAACCGGAGUUUAUGACCCCAGAUAGCGUCGGCCUGCCCACGCCCCUCUGCGAGUUUGGCCCUUGUACCCCUUUCAAGCUUUCUACCCUGGCUCCGCCCCAACUGCCUGGUUCCUUUGCAAGUCGAAAGCUAGGCCAGGUUUUGCAGUCCUGUGGCUCAGUGGCCUCGGGACGAUUGGCCCUUUCUGCUGACCAGCUCCUGAGAGGCGGUGUGGGAACGGGAGGAGGGAAAACACGGGACUGAGCCGGUGGAAUCGGACGUCCAGGGAGCGUCUGCCUCUUCUUCACUAGGGCUUGCUAGCUCCAGGGGCCUCUAGCGUCACACUGAGUCUCGAUGGGGAGCAGUUGGCACAGAUGUGGCGUGUGCCUCGUGGUUACAGGGUCCCACAGUUUUUUCCGGUGGCCCAUCUUUGUCAGGUACGCUUCCUGGAGCAGCAGAACAAGAUGCUGGAGACCAAAUGGAGCUUGCUGCAACAGCAGAAGACAUCCAGGAGCAACAUGGACAACAUGUUUGAGAGUUACAUCAACAACCUCCGUCGGCAGCUGGAAGCCCUGGGCCAGGAGAAGCUGAAGCUGGAGGUGGAGCUUGGCAACAUGCAGGGCCUGGUGGAGGACUUCAAGAAUAAGUAUGAGGAUGAGAUCAACAAGCGUACAGAGAUGGAGAAUGAGUUUGUCCUCAUCAAGAAGGAUGUGGAUGAAGCCUACAUGAACAAGGUGGAGCUUGAGUCCCGCCUGGAAGGACUGACCGACGAGAUCAACUUCCUCCGGCAGAUCCAUGAAGAGGAGAUCCGUGAGCUGCAGUCUCAGAUCUCAGACACGUCUGUGGUGCUGUCCAUGGACAACAGCCGCUCCCUGGACAUGGACAGCAUCAUUGCUGAAGUUCGUGCCCAGUAUGAGGAGAUCGCCAACCGCAGCCGGGCUGAGGCCGAAACCAUGUACCAGAUUAAGUAUGAGGAAUUGCAGACCCUGGCUGGGAAGCACGGGGAUGAUCUACGUCGCUCGAAGACGGAGAUCUCUGAGAUGAACCGUAACAUCAGCCGCCUGCAGGCGGAGAUUGACGCCCUCAAAGGCCAGAGGGCAACCCUGGAGGCGGCCAUUGCUGAUGCAGAGCAGCGUGGGGAACUGGCCGUGAAGGAUGCCAAUGCCAAGCUGGAGGAUCUGAAGAAUGCCCUGCAGAAGGCCAAGCAGGACAUGGCCCGGCAGCUGCGCGAGUACCAGGAGCUGAUGAACGUGAAGCUGGCGCUUGACAUCGAGAUCGCCACCUACCGCAAGCUGCUGGAGGGCGAGGAGAGCAGGCUGGAGUCUGGGAUGCAGAACAUGAGCAUCCACACGAAGACCACCAGUGGCUACGCAGGAGGACUGAGUUCAUCCUACGGGGGACUCACUAGCCCCGGCUUCAGCUAUGGAAUGAGCUCUUUCCAGCCCGGCUUCGGUUCUGUUGGGGGAUCCAGCACUUAUAGCCGCACCAAGGCUGUGGUCGUGAAGAAGAUUGAAACCCGAGAUGGGAAACUGGUGUCUGAGUCUUCUGACAUCAUGUCCAAGUGAAUGGCCACUGAAGUCAUUGCCAGCCUGAGGUCCUGCAGCUGCUUAGGGGUCAAGGGGAGACAGCUGUAUGGCAGAGUGCAGGGAACUAGGGACCAGCCAGAGUACCAGCCCUAAACCUCUGGCCAACCUUGGGAGGAAUUUCCUAUCUGGGAUAUGCCAAUGCCCAACUCAAUUGUAUUUUCCAAAAUAAAGCCUCAGCUGGCUGUAUCAACUA